Aureobasidium melanogenum CBS 110374 is the source of this 660-nucleotide messenger RNA. Its product is annotated as DnaJ-domain-containing protein. NCBI's taxonomy places the organism in Eukaryota, Fungi, Ascomycota, Dothideomycetes, Dothideales, Saccotheciaceae. The record is from RefSeq and is a predicted model, not a curated record. The coding region runs from base 1 to 660 and encodes 219 amino acids. The transcript has 2 exons.
AUGUCAGACAAGAAGCCUGAGCCCAAAGAGCUCUCAGACGAAUACAUCCUAGCCGCCAUCGCCAAAGAAUCAAAAGAAUUCGACAAGGACGCUGAAAUCGAUCGCAUCCUCAAAGCCUUCCGUCUCGAUGCCUACGCUGUACUCGACCUUCAACCCGGUGUCCCCGACAACGACAUCAAGAAAUGUUACCGCAUGAAAUCCCUCCUUAUCCAUCCCGACAAAACCACAAAUCCUUCGGCGCCUGAUGCCUUCGAUCGCCUUGCAAAAGCACAACAAGCACUCCUGGACGAGAAAGAAAGAGCGAAACUGGAUGAAUGUAUAGCAGAUGCACGUAUGCUGUUGAUACGCGAGCGCAAACUCACCGUCGACAGCGAAGAAGUCAAGGAUCCUGACGAUGAGUUCCGCAAGGCCUGGAGAGAAAAGACAAAGGUCGUGCUGGUGGAUGAAGAACUGCGGAGGAGAAAAAGAAUGAAGGCUCAGAUGCAGGAAGAAGGUCGUGCUCAGAAGAAGGAGGAAGAGGAGAUUGCUGAGCGCAAGAGGAAGAGGGAGUUUGAGACAAAGUGGGAGCAGUCGCGUGAGGAGCGCAUUGGUUCCUGGCGUGACUUCCAGAAGGGAAAGCAACCCGACAAGAAGAAGAAAAAGAUGAAGACUUUGGGUUGA